Messenger RNA from Pelobates cultripes (western spadefoot toad), 25116 nucleotides. The record is from the annotation of a GenBank genome assembly. NCBI's taxonomy places the organism in Eukaryota, Metazoa, Chordata, Amphibia, Anura, Pelobatidae.
GUGGAGGUGAAAUGCAGACAGUGACAGAAAAAUAAAGCUGACAAAACACAUGCAAAUGCACUGGUGAUUUCAACACACUCCUACAAAAUCAAUUUAUAAAGUAACUGAUUUACAUCCUGGUUAAAAGGUAAAUUUAGCUCUGUCUGUAGAACAGUGCUGACAAAUGCUUGCAAAAUCCAGGAUUGGGAAGCAGGAGAGAACAUGAACGAAUAAACAUCUUCAGGAAGUAGAAACAAUUUAUGUUUUAUUGAAAAAAACAACUUAUCACUGACGAAGCAGCAUUGGAAAUUGAAUGUCAUAAUAUCUUUAUUAUUUGGUGGAAGAAUUGAAUAAGGUGAGUAAGUUAAAAUUUGUCAUUUUGUGAACGUUUUACAUUUUAUCUCUGUCACAGACUGUUCAGUAUAUCAUUAGGCCUCCCUUAAGAAUAACGGAAGAAAAGAUUUCUCUUUAUUCCCCACAUCACUUUUAUGGUGAGACAGGUGAAACGGUAUAAUGUAAGUAUAUCCUGAGAAAACUGCCUAGUUCUUUUUAAAACUAUUAUUGUUACUAUGAACAUGAUCCAAGACUCAGUUCUGCUUGCUAUGUUGUUUCCAUUGCUAUUGCUAUAUUGUAAAGAGUAGCUUAGUGUGUUAUGUUUGUUUUUCUAAUUUGCCUGUCCUUCCAGAAAUAAUAUAAUAUGAAAUAAAAACUAAGAGAGAACAAUAUAAAGGCUUUUCUAAACCAUAAUGAAAUACAAGCUAAUAUAUGAAAGGCUAUUUGAUAUUAAUUUACACGUAUUCAACUAAGCAUUGACUAAGGUAAAAAUCUCCAGUUUUGCUUCAUUACUAAAAAAUGCUGUUUAAUGAGUGAACCCCAAAUAGUCUGGGAUGAUAAAUACAGUGGAUUUCAUUAUUGGAAUAUUGGGCUUUUUCCCCCUUAUUGAUCACUUAUUUAUUUGUACAAUAACAAUAUUAAUAAUUAAUUGAAUUAUCAGCUAUACAGUAAUUUCUAUAUUAUAAAACUUUUAUCUGUCAUAAUUUGCCUUACAUUUUAUAAGCUUUUUGUUAUUUUUCUACUCAUUAAGCACUGAAAAUGGAUACAACCAUAAACAUACCCUUUCUGUUAAAAAAAAACACACCAAACACCAUCAAAAUAACUGCACGCUUUAGUGGUUAGGUUACCAGGAGUUUCCUCGCUCUACUUAGUGUAACUAGUCAAAAACUAUUUUUGAAUAGCUGGACUUAUUACCUGAGGUCCAUUGGGCAUUUCUCCAGGUCUCCACUACUAAGACUGAAGAGCCAGAAUUUCCUAAGCUGAAACUUCAGUUAGCAAUGACUUAGCUCAUUGGUUGAGAAUGGUCCACUGGGCACCACUCCUCACCUCCAUUACUAAUGCUAGAGAACCAGAAAUUCCAAGGAACUUUCAUUAACAAGGGCUUAACUCAUGGUUGAGGGUAGUAUAUAUAGUAGGGUAUCAGACUCUAAAAUCUCCAUCCCAUAUAGAUGCAAAAACAACAUUGACUGGUAAUAUUAACCAAGUACAUAGGGAAAACCAAACAUAACCAAUUUAAAGGCUCACACCCUUCAUCAAAAUGUAUAUUUUCUAAAUGGUUCUUAACAGUCCCACUUUAUCUUAAAGAGCCAGUGAUCACUGAAUGUUUCUUAGGGUUAUCGCUUAACUCUAUACAGCCUAUAAUCUUUAUCCCUAGUAAGCACUUGGAUUCUGAACUGCUCGUCAGUUUUCCAUUGAUAAUAAAAUGACCAAAAUGAUUCUCACAAUACAGUGGAAUUUAAAGUGAACCUGUAAUAUAGACAAUCAAAGCUCACAGAUACAUCAGAAGAAGUUACAUCAUCCAUCAUUUUCAUUUAUCUUACAAUUUAUUGGUCAGUAGACUUGUGCAUUUUGUUUCUCCCAGAUUGCAAUUUGUCUGAAUUUUGGGCCACCGGUGGGUCGCCAUAUGACUGAGAUAUGAAACAAUGGAAAUGGACAAUGGAAUAGCUGAUUCGUUAAUUUGUGAUUUAGAGUUCUGCCUGUGGUGCCAGAAAAAAGGGCAGCCACUAAAUUAUAAAAAAUAAAUAAAUGAAUACAUAAAUAAACCAGAGAUCAGCCAAACUGAACCCUUAUUCACAACCAAAUGCUCAACUGUAGAUGUAGACUGAAUCUGAACUGAAUUUAAAUGAUAAAAUACCAUCGUUUAUAAUUUGGUUGACCGGAUUUCAACCAGAUUUAGCAUCAUGAAAUAAGAAGGGCUAAAUAUAUCGAUAAUAUCACAUGUAAAUAUUAUGUAUUAACGUAGUAGUCCACCGAUUUGCCAAUCUUUGUAUUCGUUUGGUUUGCCCAAUUAGUUUUUUUUUCAGAAUUCUUUGCAUGGAUGAAUUUUAGAUGAGCUGUUCCACCACAUGGCCGAAAUUAGGCGAACCGAACAUUUUGUUUAGACAAAUCGAUUUGGGUGAAACUAUUUUUUCUGUCAUGCACAGGUCUACUGUUCAGAAUGCAGCACUUGUUCUGCCACAAAACACCCUUGAGUGUAUGUUAUUUUCUUUUUCUCAUAAAUAUACAUUUACAUUAAUUUAACAGCACAGUAACCCCGUGAGAAUACAAAGCAAUGGAUUCUGUUCCACAACCAAUACAAGCUCAACCUCAACCUGAUUUUGUGCAGAUGAACAACCUGGCCAGUCAAAAUGUAGGGGCAAAGGUAAAUGACAAAAUAACUUACGUAUAUCAAUAUACAAUGUAUAUGUUAAAAUUACAUGAAUGUUGGGCAAUAAUAAAGAUGAAAUAAUUACGAGAAAAGCAUUAAUUAAACAUAUAAAAAUAAUUGUGAAGCUAAUAUGUAAGAGAUCAAAAGAAAUAAAAAAUAGAAAAGUUAAUUAUAAUAUCAUGGUAAUUGCACCCCCCACUAAAUGAACAAGGUCCAUCAGAAAGAUAGGCAGCACUCUAUGACCUUGUUCCUUUUGAGAUAAUACAUGAGUCCACAUGUUCUCCUGGCUAUUGGGUUGAUUUAUUCAUGUAAAGACAGACUUUCAUAUUCCUGUACAAAUUCUAUACAGAAGAUUGGAAAUAAUGAAAAAAAUAAUCCAAAUAUUGAUUUCCAUUAAAAAAAGAUGGUAGUUGACAAUUCCAUUAAAGAAUGUCAGCACUGUGAACACAGGACACCACUUAUUCCGAGCUUUAAGACAAAUGUGUGCUGAUUUGAUGUUGACAUAAAGCCUGCGUCAGGGCACAGAGGCAGCACAAUUGAUGUUACAUUUAUUGUGCAAUCUAUAUUAUCAAUCAUCAGCUAUUCCUGAUACAAAUGUUGUGGGAAAACUUCCAAAUAAAAACUUUUCAUAAAAACAACAAAAACAUUUACGGUUAUUCUUUGAAGUGAGAAUUCAAAGUGAAUUUCAAAUUAAAUGUAAAAAUAGCCAAACUGGGAAAAUUGUCCAAGUCAGUUAUGCUUUUAGUUUGGCUACUUUGUCCUUACUGAAUUGACUUUACAUUCUCUUUAGCAAAUAACCCUAAAUGAGUUACCGCUAAGUUCCAACGCAUUUCUCAGAACUUACACUGGUCAGUGGUUUCAAGUGAUCACUAAAUAUUUCAUAGAUUGAAACUCUUGUGACUUUUAAUCUGGGUGUUAUUUUUAUAAUAUGACUUUUUAUUUUCUUAAAGCAUAAACAGUAAAUUCAAAUUAAAUUAUUUUUUUUGGCUGCACUCUUCACACCAAAGCGGGUCUAUUUGUACCUGACUUUAACGUUUCAUUUGCUUAUUGCAAAACCUAAACUUUUUGAACUUAAUUGUCCCAAAGAGCAAAUACUCUGAUGGUCAGUUAAACAUUAUCAGCUAUGUAACAUAGGUUGUCAAGUAAAGAGAACUGCAAGGUUCACGGCGUAUACUUCAACAGUGGCUUAUUAAUCAGUUAAAUAUUAUUGCCACUGUUAAAAGUCCGCUUAUUUCAGGAUAACAAACAUAACAGUAUUGGUAGUUUUGUGAAAUAGUAUAUUUUCGAAAUUUAUAUUAAUAUUAAACAAUCUAAAUAUAAUAUUAAAUGUUAUAUUAAUAUAAAUGUAAUAUUAUUAUGAAUAUAUAUUCAUAGCACUGGGAGAGAUAGAAAGUUAAGUGCUAAAUAGAGAUGAGCAAACCCGAACUGUAAAGUUCAGGUUCGUACCGAACAUUACGAUUUUUUGACCCCGAACCCAGACAUUUCAGUAACAGUUCGGGUUCGAGUUCGGUGUUCGGCGAUUUAAUUGCGCGUUUUGAAAAGCUGCAGGACAGCCAAUCAACAAGCGUUUGACUCGUGUGCCCUUAGAAGCCAUCACAGCCAUGCCUACUAAUGGCAUGGCUGUGAUUGGCCAGUGCAGCAUGUGACCUAGCCUCACGUCACAUGAGCUCUUAUUAGCGUAGGGAGAGGAUGCUGCAGCUGUGAGGGACAGAUUAGGAAAGAAUUCUGGUAUUGAAUCUGCAAACUACAGCGAUUAUUUUUGUGGGUGCUAUGCUACAUUUUUGUACCCUUCCCUGAGCCCAGUGCCACAGAGAAAUAAACAAUCAGUCUGUUUGUUAGGUGGGCACUUGCAACUGCAUGUGUGCCAGGCACAUUACUUUAAUCCUGUUCUGGUAGCUUAGUAGGGAACAUCUAGGCAUUUUUAAAUACUGCUGUGACAUUGCAGUUUGACCAAUUCACAUUUUUUUGGUGCUAAAAAGUAAAUUUGGGGCAUGCACUUCAUAUCUGAGAGUCAAAUAGAACCGUCAAAUACUGUAGUUACGUAGCACUUUGAAAAAUGCAAUUUUUUUGGGUGCGAAAAAGUAAAUUUGGGGCGUGCACUUCAUAUCUGAGAGUCAAACAGAACCGUCAAAUACUGUGGUUACAUUGCACUUUGAAAAAUUCACAUUUCUUUGGUGCUAAAAAAUUUAAUUUGGGGCGUGCACUUCAUAUCUGAGAGUCAAAUAGAACCGUAAAAUACUGUGGUUACAUUGCACUUUGAAAAAUUCAAACUUUUUGUGUGCUAAAAAGUAAAUUUGGGGCGUGCACUUCAUAUCUGAGAGUCAAAUGGAACCGUCAAAUACUGUGGUUACAUCGCACUUUGAAAAAUUCACGUUUCUAUGGUGCUAAAAAGUAAAUUUGAGGCGUGCACUUCAUAUCUGAGAGUCAAAUAGAACCAUCAAAUACUGUGGUUACAUCGCACUUUGAAAAAUUCUAAUUUUUUUGGUGCUAAAAGUACAUUUGCGGCCUGCGGUGCAUUUCUUGCAGUCCAAUAAAACUGUUCACAUUUUUUGAGACAGUGAAGUAACUGUAUUAAUUACGUCUGUCACACUGUUGUGUGACCUCUAGAAUGUUUUUCUCUUUAGGACACCGGCACUGCCUUACUGUCAGUGGACUUAAUUGUUGAUUAUUGGCAAUUACAUUGUCACCUGACAUAAACCAUCUGUUAGUUUGGUGGGUGAACGCAAAGAAUAAGGAGAGCGACAAAUAAGGGACGUGGCCCUGGUCGUGGUACUGCUGGUGUUGGUGGAGCUCCUGUUGCAGGUAGAGGAUGUGGUCGAUCUGUGCCAGCUACACGCAAAAGUGAAACACCUUCCUCAGGUGCAAGUAGGCGACAGAACCUUCAGCGUUAUUUGGUGAGGCCAGAACAAGUAUGGGCGAUAGUAGAUUGGAUGGCUGACAGUGCCUCCAGUUCCUUCACAUUGUCUCCCACCCGGUCCCCUGCUGAACGAUCAGAGUUGGCACCUGCAGCCCAUGGCCAUCUGUCUUUCACCUCAGCCCCUUGCAAAUCCGCCAAGCUGUCUGAGCUACAAGUCAUGCAGCAGUCUCUUAUGCUUUUUGAUGACUCUGCUGGUGGGGUUUCCAUGGAACAUCCACCUAGCCCUGCCCCAGAAGUGGAGGAGAUUGAGUGCACUUAUGUGUCAGGAUGUGGACAUGCGAGGACCACCGCAGCACGUCUCUGAUGAUGACGAAACACAGGUGCCAACUGCUGUGGCUUUCUGCAGUGUGCAGACCGGCAAGGAGGGCAGGGUUGAGGAGUGGGUAGAAGAUGAUGUGGAGGAUGAUGAGGUACUAGACCCCACAUGGAAUCAAUCACUGACGUGUCCAGUUUGGAGGAAGAGGCGGUGGUCAUACAGAGGCACCAGCACAGCAUAAGAGGGAGCAGGGUGCAAAAGCGGAGCUGCUGUCCCCUAGACAGUACGCUUGCUACUGCCCACCACACACAGUGACUGAGCACACUAAAGCCAGCUCCAAGGAGUUCCCUGGCGUGUCAGUUCUUCAGACAAUGUGCUGAUGACAAGACACGAGUGUAUUGCAUGCUGUGCAAUCAGAGCCUGAAGCGAGGCAUAAACGUUCUAAACCUGAGCACAACCUGCAUGACCAGGCAUCUACAUGCAAAGCACAAGCUGCAGUGGAGUAAGCUUCCUCUUCUGCUGUUGUCACGGCCUCUUCCUCCACCUCUGGAAUGACAGUGGCACCUGCCAUCCAGCAAACAGAGGAUGUGGCAGCAACGCCACCAUGUCCGCCGCCUGGCGCAUGUGCUGAAUUUUGUGGUGCAGAAAUUCCUGAAAAACUACCCAGAUAUAUCAGAGCUGCUGCAGAAAGUGCAUGCCGUCUGUGCGUGCUUUCUGCAUUCUCACCCUGCUGCUGCACGCCUGUUUGCGUUGCAGCGUAACUUUGGCCUUCCCGCUCAUCGCCUCCUAUGCUACGUGCCCACAAGGUGAAACUCCACCUUGCACAUGCUGGAGAGACUAUGCGAGCAGCAGCAGGCGAUAGUGGAGUUUCAGCUGCAGCACGCACGGGUCAGUCGCUCUGCAGAACAGCACCACUUCACCACCAAUGAGUGGGCCUCCAUGUGAGACCUGUGUGCCAUGUUGUGCUGUUUCGAGUACUCCUCCGACAUGGUCAGUGCCGAUGACGCCAUUCUCAGCCUUACUAUCCCACUUCUAUGUCUCCUUGAUAAAACGCUUCGGGCGAUGAUGGAAGAGGAUGUGGCACAGGAUGAGGAGGAGGAGGAAGAGGGUUCAUUUCCACGGUUAUCUGGCCAGUCAUUCAAAAGUGGGUUCCUGCACCAGCAUAGGCCAGGUUCACAAUUGUCCAGCCAGAGCACAGUUCUGGAGGAUGAUGAGGAGGAGGAACUGUGUUUACAGCAGGGUGGCACCCAACGCAGCUUGUGGGCAUCGCUGGAGCAUGGCUGGGGGAUACGGAGGACACAGACGAUACACCUCCCACAGAGGACAGCUUGUCCUUGCUUCUGGGCAGUCUGGCACACAUGAGCGAUUACAUGCUGCAGUGCCUGCACAAUGACUGCCGAGUUUUUUAUUAUUAUAUUUUAAUAAUUAGAAAAAAGUUAUUUUAACGGUUUAAAUCAUUUGAAAGGCUUGUCCAAAUAUAUUAAAUCAGUGUCUUUGUCUCACCCAUCUUUUAUCCUCUCUGGCUUUGUGACUAGAGAGUGGGAUCAGUCUGAUAUGCAAAUGGUAUUGGUUCCCUUCAUAAUGGCACUAGUGGACAAAAACAUUUUGAGACCUGAGCGGGGACUAACAGAAGGACAAGCUACUGAGUUUCUCUAAGCUUUUCAUUCUCAGAAUUCUCAUAUUAUCUGUUAGUGUUGCAUUUGGCUCUCCCUAAUUAAAAAGGUAAUCCAGAUGUGGACCCGGUGAUCACUGUGUCUAGAGGGGUAUCAGCUACUGUUACACAUUGCUAAAAAGGUCCAAAGAUGUCUGAAACAACGUUCAAGGCUUUUUCCCAUUAUCAGAGUUCUCAAAUUCUCUAUUUUGCAAGGUUUUGUGACGAGGUCUGGGAUAUCGUAUUACAUGUAUGUUCAGAUUCUUAAUGUAACAAACAACUGUAUAAAAGUUGUACGACACUACAACGUGGAUAAUAAAAUGAAUAUGAUUAUAGAACCCCAUUAUAUUACCACUGCACUUGCAAAACAAACCAGAUCAAUCAUUUCUUUUUAUCUCUGCAGGUGUUAUUUGCAACAGAUGAUUGGUUUGCAGCCGCAGAAAAUCUUUUAAAAGUAAGGGGAAAAAAAUCAUAGUGCUUGUGAAAUUGGCAAACUUGUUUUGAAAUGCUGGUUUCUAAGAAGUCACCUGACACAACUGGUCUUUUAUCCCAACUCGGACAAAAUAGGAAAAAUAAGUAAUAUUUUGUAUCACUACUAAGAAAAUUUAAGUCACUAGCGCACUUUAGAUAUUGUUGAUAAACAAUGUCAUGUUUAUAUAAACACCAACAGCUUGAUUUUGAUAAUGAAAAUUAAAACUAAUUACGUUUAGUAUAUGCUCAAAUUAAAAAAUAAUAAUUACAUUUGCACUAUUGUACGUGUUUUUCACAAAAUAUGUAUUAUAGUCCCUGGUCACAGCUAUUUCAACUGCAAUAUUUAAAUAAUAACAGGUAGCUCUCCGGUGUAUAACACACUAAUUUGGGGCAGACAGGCGUGUAUCCUGGUUCUGCCCAAAGACUGGAGUCCCCAGAUUGCAUGGAGGUAAUCCUUGUAUCCACUGGCUUUGCAUCUUUUCCUAAGUUGUGUUUCAAAGCUGUUGUAUACAGCAAAACUUUUAACAAAGAAAAUGUGAUUCUUUGUUAAACUAAUUUGCAUAUGCCCACCCAGAAUCCUUUGCGAUAGUAACAUCACUGCAAAUUUGUGAUUUCUGUGGGAAAAGCAAGUCUUAUGGCUUGACUGGUGUGCAGAUUUUUGUUUAACAUUGUAUUAACUAACUAAGAAGGAGUUACUCUAAGUUGACCACUAAUAAGACAUGAAUAUUGCAUCCAAACAUGCACACACAUGCAUUUGUCUAUCAAAAUAUACAUAUACAUAUAUUGAAAUAUUAAAGAUGUGAUGUAUACAGCACAGUGUGCAAGAAGGCUGACAAGGAGCAAUGUUAUCUUUGUAGGGAUGUCAGCAGUCCAUACAGUCUAAAAGAUUUUAAGCCCGUAAAUUUUAGAACAAUAAAUGGACAGCAGGUUUGGUAAAUGUGCAAAAGCCUCAUAGAAACAGGAGAGUGAAAGAGUAAUGUGAGGCAGAAGGACAUGUGUGGACAUUGUAAUUUGUCUUGACAGAAAUGGGACACUUGGGAGGUAUUGUGUUCUAUAUAAAUAUGUAGAUACUGAAAAUAGAAAUCCCUUACCGUUGGAAUACUGGUUCCCCCAUAUUCUAAGUUUGAACACUACCAGGCAGACCUUUCUAAUUUGACACAUAGUGGUUGAAGGUAUGAGUAACAAUAUUACGUUCUGGCGUAUCCAUAAAUCUGUAUUCUUCAGAAAUCGGAUCCGGAAUUCAAACCAGGUCUCUUUACAGAGUUUGGCAAAUGGAUGGACGGAUGGGAAACAAGAAGAAAACGAAUUCCAGGUAAAAAAAAAAUCUAAUUAGUACAGAAUAGUACAAUCAUGCAAAAUAAUACUAGGCAUUGUAGAUAUGUGUGGACCACAUAUCUCAACAUACGUUCCCAGCCUUUUAGCCCAAACAUCUUCCAGGAUAAUGUUAUCUUUCACAGUUAAAUAUAUUUCCUUCCUCUUUAGGUCACGACUGGUGUAUUAUAGAAUUGGGAGUAGCAGGAGUCAUUCAUGGUCUAGAUGUGGACACACGUUUCUUCACUGGAAACUAUGCCCCUCGCAUCUCUGUCCAAGCUGCAUGCUUAAAGCCAGGUAACCCCUUAUGAGGGUGUAUUAGGUUUCACACAAGUUUUCUGCAAUUAAUUUUAAAUAUAUUUCAUCAAACUAUAUCAUAUUCAUCCAAAUAUCAAAUGUAUGUGUAUUUAUUACUAAUUGUUUUCUUGCUCUCCAUCUAGAAAACAUUACAUUGGGUCCAAGACUAGACAAAACUGGAACAGCUGCCUCGGAUGCAGAGUUAAAAGCUGUUGAACAGGUAUAACACCAAGAUAGCACCACAUGUUCCAGAACCUGUAUUUUAUUCAAUAUGAAAUAACUAGGAACAGUGUAAUGCAAAAUGUUCAUUUUGGUAAUUUGAUUAGGAAAGUGCAAUUUAAUACUUUGCUGAAUGGAAUUAAUGUUUGUAAAUACAGUAUUCUAUUGUACCUAUGGAUGAAGAAUACAGAAUGCUCAUAUGCUUCUAGUACAUUCUAACUUCCUUACUUUUUUUUUUUUUUUGCGAAAACCUUUUUUUAUUAGAGGGAGAAUAAGAUAUAGCAUAAAUAUAAAUAGUACAGUAUUAUCGAUACUGUUUGUACAAUAUUUUUGCAGUACAAUCAACCAAAUAAUGCAACAUAAAUGAGAUUGGUAGAAGUAGCUCGUAGGCCCACGAUAAAUUAUGCAAAGAGGAGGCAGUAAAUAAAUGAGUAAGUCUGUCCACAGAUGCAAGAAAAUGAGUAUUAGAGUCUAACAAGCCCAAACAUAUUCCUUACUGUUUUUUUUCCAUUAAUGAGCACCCAAAAGUGCGUAUGGAAUUAUCCAUUAAAAAGGGUUACUACAACCCUUAUAACUAAUGAGAUUUUGUUUUUUAACUCAUAAUACCCUAUUUUUUUUACUUACCUGUAAUCUCCCUUAUCCAUCCAGUGUCAUGGAAGCCCUCACGUGGAGCAACCAUAGGUAUCUUAUAAAGAAGCCGGUGAUUGUACCAAGGGAGAGAGUGGGGAGGCAAAGAGGAAGGAAGAGAUUUUUAUUAAAAAGACAGACAAAACAAAAUGGCUAUCAAUGUACAGAGGAAGGGGUGAGCAAAGCCUUACCUGCAAGGGAGAAUCUUAUGUCUGUUGCAAGCGCACUUACAAUAGAUAUAAAAUAUUCACAGAAUUGCAUAGAGUUGCAUAGAAUUGCACAGAGUUCUGAACUGCCAAAGUCAUGUGUGCCGAGGGUGUACAUAUAAAAUUAAAAUGGCUCUGUCACUCAUUUUUCCCCUCUUUCCUCUUCAAAAUGCCCUUUUUUGCAAAGUUAUACAUAACGAAAAGUUGGCAAGCUCCACAGCCUUUGUCAAUAGACCUGUAUAUACUAACCAAUAUACUAACCUACCUCCAGCACCAUAUCACCUCCUAAAGUGGCAUGUCACAGAUCCUUAGUGUUGAUUCUAGAACCAUAAUGAGAGUCCACACAAAUACAUAAAGCCGUAGUAGGUCAUGAGUAUGCACGGGAAAACAGGAAAAGGCAGAAGAUAUUAUUUCUGGAAACGUUAAGAUGCCAUCACUGAGUAAGAAGACCUGGAUGGACCAGAAAACCAACAAAAAUGGUGAGUUAAAGCAUUCCCACGGUCAAAAAAAGUUUGGGGAUUGGGUGGUGCAUCGCGUGGGAUAAAAGAAGGAAUCCUUUGAGUGAAAGCAUAGGGAUUCAUAAACUGAGAAGCCACUUUAAGAGUCUUACUUCUUGGUUACAGUAUUAUGAAGUCCAUUGGAUAACUGUGCUGUGUAAUGUGAUUAAUGACUGAGUUAGCCAAUAGUCACAUUUCACAUAGUGAGUUGUGAGAAGCAGAAGGACUUAAGUACUAGAACUAAAUAACAUUUAGGAAAGGAAUUUGAUAAACCUGAGAAAGAAGAGCCUUGUGUUUAUUUACACAAAACCACGAAAGCAGAAAUAGAGAAAAUUUUAUAAAUAUUUUCAAUUAAAAAUUAAAACAAAACAGAUCUUCUUUAAAUAUAAAAACUUGAGUACGUAGCACGGAACUGUCACUGUGCAAGCCUGUGUUUGUGUUAAAAUCCGUGCAAAAAAAAUCUCUUUCUGUUGAAUCAGCUUAGUGAAUUAGAGUCGGAGAAGAAAUGUGUAUCUACAGUUAGACUCUGGAGCUGUCUCCGAUCUGUCACGGAUAGAAUAUCUUUAGCUCUACUAAUCACCAUCAAUUAUAUGGAUGUAUGGCCACCAUGAGCUGUGCUAAAAUCCUCAGUGUAAGACAAUUCAAACUAAAUGGAAAUGUCUCAUACAUGUUUAAACCCUUAAGGACACAUGACAUGUGUGACAUGUCAUGAUUCCCUUUUAUUCCAGAAGUUUGGUCCUUAAGGGGUUAAAUAUCACUUACAUCAAGUUAGCAUCUGUCGCCAUAAUUCUUUUUGCACAGCAGUAAUAAAAAUUGUUAUAAACUUGUAAUUGUUAAAUAGUGCAGAACCAUUUGACAAUUUAUUGUAUACCUUUCUAUUAUAACUAUUUUAACAUAUAUUUUAAUGACUGAUGAUUAUGCUACUACUAUGUAUAAAUUAUUUUUUUAUGUUUUUCUGAAUCUAGUCAUCGAUAGAUGACAAGUUAAUGUUAAGUUUAUAAAUGUGUACCUCAGAUCUGACACCUUCUCCAUGGGUGAUUACAGCUUAAUGUAGUGGUUCUCGUGUCUAUAGUAUGUCUCUGCAGGCUGAGCACGGGUUGAGAAAAUGCAGUGUUUACAUUGCUGCCUAGUAACACCUCUAGUGGCAGUCACUCAGGUGCUUUCCAUUCCAGUGGAGCAUCUAUGAUCAGCGUCUUCACGCUCUGCAUGGAGGUGCUGAAUGCUGCCCAUAGAGAUACAUUGACUCAUUGAGGAUGUGCUGAUUGGUGCAGGGUGGUGUUUUGCUGCACAUGUGCAGUAGCCUCCCAAUACUCUAAUAUGGGAAAGCAUUGGAUUGGCUAAGAUCAUCAAGAUUGAUGAUCUCAGCCAUGGAGUCAGAGUUAGGCGGGGUCAGCCAUGGCGAGACCGGAGCUGCAUGGGUAAAAAGGUAUGUUUAAACACCUUUUAUUGGGAUGUAAGGGGGGCCGGGGACCGAUAUAGUUAGUUUUACACUAUAGUGUCAUGAGUACAUGUUUGUAUUCCUGACACUAUAGCAUUCCUUUAUACCUUUUAAUUGUAUAAUAUUUGUGAAAAGCUGUUGUUCCAGACAAUGUAUAUUCCAGUGGGCCAUAUUGCACAUUACCUAGAGAAGACGAAAUGCAAAUCCAGAGUUGGUUUCCCUGAGGAUUGGCAACUACAGAUGUAAAACUUCGAAAACUGUCAUUUUUUAUUGUUACUGAAAAUUAAAGAUUAUUUAUAAUAUACCCAAUAUUUUAAUUAUUCUGUUAUGCAUAAACAUAAAUUAAAGGGGUACUAUAGGCAUCAAAACAACUUUUGCUUAACAAAGUAGUUUUGGUGUACAGAUCAUGCCCUUGUAGUCUAACUGCUCAAUUCUCCACAAUUAAGAAGUUAAAUCACUUUUGUUUCUGACUAUGUACCCCAAGCCCUCCAUUGGCUGUGACUCACAUGAAAAAAAUGGUUUACUUGUUAAUCAGAUGCUAACUUACUUUAGAGGUUGUAUCUCCUGCACUGUAAAUUUAACUUUAAUCACUCAGAGGGUAUACAAUGCUAUUAACAGAGUAGGAGUUUAGAAAUUCUAAAUUAAACAGAAUGUGUAAUAAAGUAAGUUUAAUUACUGCAUUCAGACUACUUCAAUGACAUAAAGUUGCAAAGACUUUUGUCUGGUAAACUUUGCUUUCCGGUCUAAAAGAUAAACUAAAGGUAAACUAAAAGAUAUUUACUUAGUAUGUAUACACUACAAAAUUAUACACACAACUGCUAUAAAACAUGUAAUCAUUCAUUUUAAAUAACAAUAAAACAUGGUGACCUUUUAACUUUUUACCGAACUAUAAUUUAUCUAGUUUUAUUCUAAAAAUCAUACUUGUUAAUCUUUUUUUUUAUUUAGCUUCGUUCUGAGAAAUGGGAUUAUCUUCUCAAAAUGGUGGAGCUUAAACCAGGCUACCAAGAAUCAAGCCACAGCUACUUUCAUGUUACUUCAAGGGAGAGAUGGACUCAUAUCCGGUUAAAUAUCUACCCAGGUAAUUCCUGUCACAUUGUAUUAGAUAGAAUUCUUGCUUUGGGUACAGAAAGCAAAAACCUUAUGAACAGUGAAUAUACCUAAUAAAAACUUGCCUAUCACACAAUCAGUAGGAUUAAUACUGAUGUUUCCUGAAUAUUUACUCGCAGCAAUAAAAAUUUAAAAAGUGGUUAAGAGACAUCUGGUUACAUAAAAGUUCUUUAUUGACAUGCAUUUUUUUCAUGUCAACAUUUAUGCCAAACCGAUAAAUAACUUUCUAUGUUGCAUUGUUACUUUCAUUUGUUUAAGAGAUGUUGCCCUGAAGUACAUGUUGAACAUUCCUGGGAAUUCAAAGUGAAUAUAAAAUUAAUUUAAAAUUGAAAGACCACAAUAGCCAAAUGGAAAACAGAAAAUUAAGUCCACAAGAUAUGUACCAAUAGAUCUGAAUGCUAGAAGAUCGACCUAGCCUUGGGACCGGUCCUACAGUUUGUUGGGCGGAUGGAAGGGAUGGCAGCUGCAGUCUGCCCAUCCGAAGGGUCCGGUACCAAUGACCAAAUUGGUUUGUUACACAGUGCCGUCUGCUUUCCACUGGAAUGCACGCCAAUUUGGUAGUUGGUGCCAAACCAUUUGGGUGGGCAGACUGUAAAACUUAUUCCCAAGUUGGGGUUGAUCUCUUAUUUGGAGAUCAGCAUUCUUAAAUCAGCAUUCAGGCCUUUUUGUGCAGACGUUACGGACUUUACUUUCUGCUUUCCCACAUUAUAUUUAGAGAAAAUUAAGCCCAAGAUUUCAGAUUCGCAAUUCUGACUUAAGUAAAUAAACCUGUGGGUCUUUAGUCUUACUUUUCGUUUGGUCAGUCAUCAUUAUAUGUGAUAUAUUAUUCCCACUGUAUUAAAGGCAACUAAUGCUUCUUAUGUUUACUGAUACAGAUGGUGGAAUAGCUCGUUUUAAAGUUUAUGGCAUUGGACAAAGAGAAUGGUCAUCAUGUGGACCUAAUGAUUUAGAAGAUUUGCUGUCAAUGGUCAAUGGCGGUGUCUGUCUUGGUUUCAGUGACGCCCAUUAUGGACACCCCCGGAAUCUCAUAGGUACAACACUGAUCAGAUUACAAUGUCUACUUCCAAUUCUAAUUCUGAGACAUUCUACUAAUAUUAGAAACUAAUGAGACUGGAACAAAUUAUAAAUAAUAGCAUGUAAGUAAUGUAAAUAUGUCCAACCCAGCAAAAGGAAUGUGUAAUUAAUAAAAUCAUUUGCUGAUUUACCUUUUAGUUGCAAUUCAAAGCAGAUGUAAUUGUAGUUUAACAUUUUAUAAAUUGUAGCAAAAUUAAUAUCUCAGAAGCUAUUUAAAAAAAUAGGCUCUCCUUCAAUAUAUUUCUGGUAGAUAUAAUUAGCCAAAUCUCUCUUAUUAUUAUUUUACCAUACUCUAAUUGGUAAUGCCUAAUACACAAUAAUGGCAUUUGUCUAUAAUUUUUGGAUAUGCUUUUCAAAUGGUUUUAUAUUUUUAUAUAAACUUUUAAAAUAAUUUUAAAAACUUUUAAAAUGAUUUUAAAACAAAGUUUAAUUAUCAAAAAUAUAUCAUAUUAAAAAAAUGUAUCAAUAUUUUUACAAAAAAUAUUAAAAUAUUUUUCAAAAUAUGAAUUUAUUUGAAAAGCUUAUCCAAAUAUAUUACAAUGUGUCGUUAAUGUGCUACGCAUAACAUUAUACAUGAUGUCUUUCGCUUGGCAAAAAACUCAUAUAUACUUUUCAGGUUACAGAUAAAUAGCAGUUUACACAUGUCUUUAAAUCUAAUUAUGAACCAUAUGAAAAAUGGAAAUAAAUAUAUAUAGCACUUGAAAAUUAUUUACUCAACAGGAAGUAAAAUAACUCAUUGCAAGUUUCCGAGAUGGAUUAUUGGGAUACUCAUAUGGUCAGAAAGAAAAAAACAACAUUCAAUCUGUAUCACAAAAAAAUAAAUGAUGUAGUAAAACAUAUUUGCUCUUAUGUUUUAUUGGAACAGUAGGUGUGGAAUAGUAAGGUCUGGAAUUUUUUUCAGCCAUUCUGUACAGUCCCACGUAUAAUAAAAAUGUGAAGAAGAAAGGGUGGUAUAAUUUAUCACUUUUCAUGCAUUAUUUAAUUGGGACUAUGCUCUUCUUUCCCACAGAUUUAGUAGUGAUGCAGACAUCUUUAAGCCAUAUGCAGGAGCAAGGAAUAUAUGUGCAGAUGACCCUUGUUUCAUAUGUGACACAGUUACUGAAGAAUCUCAACAAAACUUUAGGAUAAACAUAAAACUACAAUUAAAAAUUACCCAUAAACAUCCAUGUCUGUAAGAUAAGCAGUUUCAUAGUUUCUUUGUGGGAGGGCCAAUAUGUCUCCAAGAGAAUCGAACACCAAUAUAUAAAAUGCUGGCCAACGAUCUUAUAUUAUUACAAAGAAUGCAGCUGGAUUGUCAUAUGUCCUAAAAUUGUAUAUAUUCUGGUAUGUGGGAAGAUUUCUAGUGUCCAUUAUGAACUGGAUUGCACCAAUUCUUUCAGGGUUGGGAAGAGCAGAAGAUAUGGGUGAUGGCUGGGAGACAGCAAGAAGACUGGAUAGGCCCCCAAUCUUAAAGGUAAACUUUUAUUUCUUAAUUAUGAAUUGGUGUUUGACACAAUAAUGGGAUAAAAAGUAGAGGGGUAGAACAAUCCUGGUGCAAAAAAACCCCUUUUUUUCCAGUGUACUAUAUCAUUUCCCAUUUCCAUUUAUACACUUUCAAGUACAAAAUAAAAAACAAAUCUAGAAAAAUAAGCGCAUCCAUUUGGAUAUUAUAUCUAUACAGCAAGCAAUAGCUAAAAGGUGGAACUGUGUUGUACUUACUAUGACUUGAAGCUGGCAAAGCAUCAUGGGACUUGUAUUUCUAAAACAGCUGGGGACCUCACAUUUUGUCACCCUUAUUUUAUAGCUUGCAUCGGUCUUUUAGAAACAGAAGACUAAUAGUGACUAAUUUUUAAAUUCUGUCACACAUAUAGAGGGGUUAAAGAAUACAAAUUGUAGAGACAUGUAAAGGGAAUCUGUUUAGACUGGGGAGACAUGAAAUAGAUGGGAAAUAGAUGGGAAAGCAACACAGACUGGGUAGACAUUUUGGUGAGAAUAAAGACAGACUGGGCAGACAAUCUGGGGAACCAAGACUCUGUCAGGGCUAUUAGGAGGAAAGAGUAGGCUUAUAAAGGAAACUAGACUAAGGUAUCAAGAUCUGACCCCUAACUGCUGGAGUAGAACAUAAAGUCAGAUAAAGUCAGAUAAAGCCAUAUAAACAGACCUUAGGCCAGUAUGACAGCGAUAGUAAACUUCCCAGGGUUUGGUUCGGGCAAUAAACAAGGGAUAGUCAUUUAAUGAGCUUAAAAAAAAAAUGUUCAGAAUCAAGUAAUAUCACAGGAACACAGUAGCACAACAUGCUCUGAAGGGAAUACAACUAAUGGACUUAGAUAUGAGAGGGCUUACUAAUUAUAGUCCUUUCCCACAGUUUAUCCAAUUGUCAAUUAUUUGUAAAACACUAGGUCUAAAGUGACGCAUUUACUGCGUCAUUGGAGUGUGUCGUGUCAUGGCAAAUAAAUAUAUUCAGAUAUUUAUGUAUAUGUCACAACAGAACAUAACUAUCUAUUCUCCUUUUUUUUUUUCCGCCAUGCAGCCAUUUAAUUAAUAACAUAAUAAAUACAUAUUUUCUUUCAGGCAGACAGUAAAGGAAUUCUCCAAGUACCUGGAAAUGAAUGGGCCAUAUUCAGACUAGGCCAUCCGGGAUUAAUUACACAUAUUGAAAUAGAUACUAAUCACUUCAAAGGUAUAAAUGUUGGACAUCAUAUGAAUAUUUAAAAUGGGAUUUUAUUUUUAGAUGUUUUAGGCCUGCAAUAUCCAGUUAAUAAGUUUAUUAUACCUUAUCUACCUUAUAUUUGUGUUGGGGAGCAGGGGGUUCCUGACAUGUAAAACCACCCUGAGCAUAGACAAGCUUUUGGUGUCAGCUUUUUAUGUUGUUGUCCAUGCCUAAUUUUCAAGUAUUCCCCUCUAUUUGCCCAGCACGAUCUUACUCUGCCUCUGGCCUUUUGUUUAGGCAUUUACCUAGAACCUGUGUAUGAGUGGAGGAAUUAGUAGCGCCUUUGAGGAGUUCUCAAAUGUUGGUAGAUAAGUAAUUAAGAAGAAUACAAUGAAAUAUAGUGCAGUAUAUUUGAUACAAGUGGGUGGAAGAAAAAAGAAAAUGCGCUUAUAACGUGUAGAGCUUGAGGUUGCUCUGCUUGAAUGCACCUAUGCGAUAAAAUCCAAGUUUAGGGAUAUCUGGUGUAUUCAAGUGCUCCAAGGUAGUAUGUAAAAUAAACAGAAGAUAAAAUGCCAAUCUAGCUCAGUAUGUCUUGGUAUUGAGGUAGAGUAAAAACCAAUUAAGAAAUACCCUCACACUUUAUAGAGCCUCCAACAGGCUCUCAGAAAGCAGCAUAGAAAGGUAUAACCCGCACUUACGGAUAUUGUUAGCUGGUGGAAGGUCUUGUGGUGUAUUAUGUGGAUAAAAACAGAAAUAAAAAUAUAUUGCUCACUGUUAUGCAUAAACAAUGAUAAAAAUAUUUCGAGAGCUACUCACUAGUGGGAAGCAAAAUAGAGGCUCAGUCCAAAGGAAUAGGAAAUCAAAGUAGAAAAGUAGAAAUCAGGGCAAGUCCAGGGGUAUUUGAAAAAAAAAAAACUAAUUUAUUUAACAAGAUUAUUUGUUAAAAAAAUAAAUGAAAUAGUAAAAGCAAUACAAUAAGUAAUAAACACUGACGUGUUUCACCUUCAACAAGGCUUUUUAAAAUAUUUUUUUAUUUUAUAUCUACAAAUUCUUCAAAGGCACUACUUCCUCCUCCCAUCAUACACACCGUUUCCAGACCAGAACAGGGAGACUGCAGUUUCCACCUGUUUCAGGAUACAUUUUUAGCUUUCUCUUUUUUAUCUCCAGUAGCUCUCAAAUUUCGUAGGAUUUGGCAUACAGAAUAUUCAACAAGUUAAAUUGUGCUAGAACCAGUGAUAAUAUGGUUCCAAUAUUGAAUGCAUGCUGUUCUGGUUGUGAAUGCGAGUACUAUCCAAUAGUAUGUAUGUGUAUACAUAAACUGUAUAUAUUGUACAGUAUAUAAUGUGUGAAAAUGUAGUAAUUGUUUUUUUUAAUUCUUAUUACAUGCCAUAGGUAAUUCCCCAAACUCUUGUAAAAUUGAUGCUUGCAUCCUGCUUCCAAAAGAGGAAGAAGACUGCAUUCGAAAAAAGUGGGGGGUCAAACAAGGGCAUAACUGGAAACCACUUCUUCCUGUUACCAAGGUAAGAACACAAUGUGAUGUGAAUUUAAGCUAAAGUAGGAAGUAUAUUUUAAAAAGGCUAAGAAAAAAUGCUGAUAUUUAAGCAUUAAAAAAAGGAAAUGGAAAAUGGCAUACAAUUAAUCAUAUAUUCACUAACCAUUGGAGUUUAUUUAUUAAACAGAGAAUUCUGGUGAAUUAAAAAAAAUAAUAAAAAAAUCAUUUAGCAAAUUGAUUUCAAUUCAUCAUCAUUCCAGUGCAGUUUAUAAAUCCAAGUGAAUUAUGAAGAGCUGACAAUGAAUUUGCAAAAUGUAGGUCAAAAUACUAAUUUUGGGGAAAAUAUCGCAGACCCUCAUAAAUUUGUCUUAUGCUUUGAGAGCUUGAUUCUCUCAGAGGAGAUCUUUGAAUCUAAACAGAUUUUGGUUUGGAUUCAAUUCAAUUCUUCAGAGUAGCAUGGUUGUACAUUUAAUCUAGACACAAACAUAUACAUGCUCACAGAGACAUACAUCCCCACACAAGGAUAAUCACUGUCAGACACAUGCGCAUACACAGGUAGACAAUUCCUGACACACUCAGAAGAAAUACACAUAGCCAGAUACACAUUGUGACUGCAUGUCUGUAUUUGUCAAUGUGUGUGUUGCUGUGCAUUUUUUUGUAUGUGUAUUCAUGUGCGUGUAUCAGAGUGUAUAUGCGUUUGUGUAUAAGUUUGCAUAUGUGUGCGUGUAACAACAUGUAUAUUGUGUGCAAGUAUAAGUGUGCGUGUGUGUCUAUGGCUGCAGUGUGAGUGUGGUAUGGUCAUGGGCGUACACAGGCUCCUUUUUGCAGGGCUGGAUUAGGGACACAAAGCAGCCCUGAAAAUAAAUUUAUGCCAGCCCCAUAAGUCAUUGUGCCAUGUUGUAUGUGUGUAUAUUUAAACUAUUAUGUAGUGAGCAUGUGUGUGUGUGUCAGUGAGCUUGUGUGUGUGUCAAUGAGCUUGUAUGUAGUGAUUAUGUGUGUCAGUGAGCUUGUCUGUAGUGAGCGUGUGUGUGUGUGACAGUAAACUUGUCUGUAGUAAGUUUGUCUUUGUAUACCAAUGAGUUUGUCUGUAGUAACCUUGUAUGAGUGUCAGAGUUUGUACUAGGUUUGUGUGUGUGUACCAGUAAGCUUGUCUGUGUGUGUCUGUGAGAUUGUCUGUCAGUGAGCCUAUUUCUGUGUAUCAGUGAACUUGUGUUUUUAUGGCAAUGAGCUUAUGUGUAUCAAUGAGAUUGUCCUCCUCUGAGCCUGUGUAUUAAUGAACUUGUGUACUUGUGUCAGUGAGAUUGUCUGUGUCUUCAGUGUCUGCAUGUGCAUAUGCUUACUGUAUAAUUAUAUUUUUUACACUGACAGAACCAAUAUUUUGAAUUAGAAAAAGAAACAUACCAAUACUUUAUCUACAUACAAUAUAUACUAUAUAUAUACAUUAUAUAUACAACUGACACACACAUGCUCCCUAGAGACAAACUUACUGACACACACAUGCUCACUACAGAAAGACUCACUAACAUACACACAAGCUCACUACAGACAAGCUUACUGACAAACACAAGCUCACUGGCACACACUCAUAUGCUCCCUACAGACAAGCUCACUGACACACUUGCUCACUACAGACAAAAUCACUGACGCACACACACACACACACACAAGUUCACUACAGACAAGCUCAUUGUCAACCCUCUCCUAGUUGGUCUUCCCAAAAACCAUAUUGCCCUGCUACAGUCUGUAAUGAAUGCUGCCGCCAGACUGAAUUUCCUCUCUAGUCUGUCCUCUCACACCUCACCCCUCUGUCAGUCCUUACAUUGGUUUCCUGUAUCCUAAAGGAGUCAAUGCAAAGUGCUAACCCAUACCUAUAAAGCAUUGACCAAUUCUAGCCCCUCUUAUAUCUCUUCACAGAUCCAUAGGUAUGCCCCUUCUCGAUCUCUCCGCUCUGCCCGUGACCUUCUCCUGUCCAAUGCUCACACGCAUACGGCCAACUCACACUUGCAGGACUUCUCGUGGGCGGCUCCCUUUCGACGAAAUAGCCUGCCGACCACCAUCAGACUUUCCCCUAGUCUUCAAUCAUUUAAGAAGUGCCUUAAAACAUAUCUCUUUAGGAAAGCUUAUGGCCUCCCAAAGUUACCUCUACCUCACAUACCUGUCUCUUGCUCUCUCUUAAAGGGCAGCACUCUACUCUGUCCUCCAGCUCUGCUUCACUCCGAUCUUAUUUGAUUGCUAUUUACUGUCCUGUUGUGUUUUACACCCCACCUCCUAUAGACUGUAAGCUCGUUUGAGCAGGGUCCUCUUCAACCUAUCGUUCCUGUAAGUUUUCUUGUAAUUGUCCUAUUUAUAGUUAAAGCCCCCUCUCAUAAUAUUGGAAAGUGCUACAGAGUGUGCUUGACUAUGCAAACAAGGUGGCUUCGACACUGGAGGUGAACAGCAGCACUGGUGCUCCGCCAAUGCUGUCUGUGUUCCGAGUAUGUAAGUCACCCACCGCCCCAGCGGAUACACCCAGAGAUAUUAUUGCUAUCAAUAGGGAUAUCUCAACCCUGUUGGCUUGCUCCAGGAAUACUCCCAUGGUCAAUUUGGUAAACAGUGCAAUUAAUGUUUUCGACGACUUACUAUUUUCGGUGCUGGUGAACGGAGAAGAUUUUCACCAAUUACAAGAAGGCUAAGAGAGAGUGGCAUUCGCUACAGUGUUGGAGCAUCUGGGACACUGUUAACACCCCAUAGGGAAACAGUACUGACACUGUCAGCCGAUGAGGACCCAACGUCAGUCCUACAUACCCUGCAGAUGCCUCCUUUGCCGACGGUGCCACCGAGGGUGCCUGUGGUCCCGAAUAUAUCAGUCCCUAAACCCGGAACCCUAGCCAAAAGCGGAAUCAGAGACCCUCCAUGGUUUACUUUGCCCGAAUCAGUGACUUACCUGCCAGUCCGUGCUGGGGCCCUUAACACUAUCCGUAUUCACUGUCUGCCGUGCCACAGACUGCCUAUGUACUUGUUCUUAAUUUUCCAGUCCCUUAACUGUUUUAACUGAUUUUUAUUUGUUUAACCAGUUAUUUUUACCACACAUAAAAGGGAUGAAUGGUUGGGUGAUGAUGUUUGGAGAAGGGGGAGUGAUGUGUGGGGACAUCUGAAAGUUAGUCCAAUAGAGGGCCCACUGGGGCACAUUUGGUAUUUUUUUAUAUACCCUUAUAUAUACCCCAGAAACAGAGGCCUGUUCCCUCUAUCAGUGAGAUGACUUAAUGGGGAGGCUGUAUAGCGAAUGCUUGAUAGAGUGGAUGCCCCUGUGAGUGUGCAGAAGUGCAUAGCAAAAAGAAGGAAAACAUUUUGUACUGUUAUAGGCCCCUUGAGGAGUUACAUAUUGUUUUGUUGACAUUGCUCUCAUAUCCUCUGUUUGGAUUUCUGUCUUACUGAAAAUUUGAAAUCCAUGUAAACAUAUCAUUACUUGUUCUAACUUGAUGUUACCACAUCAAAAAUAAAGAAUUUCAAAAAUAAAAAAAUAAGUAAAUAUAUUGUAAAGAUAAAUUGUAAUAACCCCAGUGAUUACAUUGCACUAUUUUCCAAUCUGUUUUUCUUCAUUUUACAUUUUCAGAUCCAUCCUCACAAAAGACACUUUUUCGAAGGCACUUACCUAGCACUGCAAGAGGUUAUCUCACACGUGAAGAUUACUAUGACGCCAGAUGGUGGUGUGAGCCGAGUUCGGCUUUGGGGUUUUCCCCGAACUUUUGACAUGUAACUGUUUAUUGAGCAUUCAACAAUAGUGAAGUCCUCUAGAUAGUUUAUUCAUUAUUCACAGUCAACAUUUCUAUAAUUUUAUAUAGUGAUAUGCUGUCAAUUCUUCUUCCUUAAUACCUUGUGAAAUGCUUCUCUAGAAUGUUUUAAUACAAGUUUUUCUUCUCUCCACUUCUUUCAAUCAACCUGGGACAUUACCUGGAUUGGUUUCUAGAGGUCUGUUGAGAGUGGGUAUUCAUAAUCCUAUAGAUUCUAUAACUAAUGACAUACCAGAAAGCUAGAUUUCUAACAUAUGAAAAUAAUUACUAAAGUAAAAAAUAGGAACAACAACACAUAUGAUAAUAAUGAUUAUAUUUACAUAAAAUAUUUCAUGAUAAUUUUAGCAGUAAUAUUCAUUGACCUUAUUAACACAGAAUGUUCACAAAUUCUAUGUUAUUUAUAGAAAUCUAAUCUGAAAAAAUUACAAAACAACAAAUUACUUUUUUAUACCAGCUGGCAAAGGACAAAAUAAUUGCUGACAUAAAUGAUGGUGGGCUAGAGAUCAAAGGGGCCACAGUAAGUGUUAAAAGCUGAAAUGCAUGACCCUCUCUACCAAUCAAUAGGGGACCCGUCUGAAAGUCUCUCUAACCUGUAGACUCAUGUACAGCAGGUGUGCUCCCCCUCCCAUAUAUUGACAUAUAUAAUAUUAUAUUGCCCCUCCUUUAUAAAUGUAAUACCAAGGAAAAGUACUAUUUGCAUACACUGUGCUACAUCACAAGAUGCAUUUGUAACAGGCACAAAAAUGUAACAAAGGCAAAAAAAUUAAAACCAAAUAAUGGACUAGUUUCAAAAAUUAUUUUGCUAGCAAUUUUGAGAGCUCAGCAUAUGGAUCAAGAUUGUUAUUCUCUUUGAGUGUCAUCUAAGCCGCAGGCUCUAGAGGUGAGAUUUUAAAACAUUAAUGUUCCAUAUAAGUGCUUUUUAAUUAUCAUACAUAAUUCCUUGACCAAUUGUUUGUAACUAGUGGCAUGUACUUACAACCAAAGGCACCAGAAGAAUGUAUACUGUAAAUAGAUUGUAAGAUCGUUUGAGCAGGGCCAUCAUCUACCUAUUGUUCCCGUGCCACUCUGUAAUUGUCUCAUUAAUUGUACAUUUUCCCCCCUUUCAUAAUAUUGUAAAGUGCUGCGGAAUUAGUUGGCGCUAUAUAAAUACCAAUAAUAAUAAUAAUAUUAUCAAUUUCUGGUUAUGUAGAGCUUGAUGUAAUAUGAUUACUUUCCACUAGGUGGCUCCAAAUACAAACAUACUCUACCUUCCACAACAAAGUAUGAUGUAAUUUGUCAUGCAAUUAAGAACAAUAUAUUAUGCAAAAUAAUUAUGCCAAACUCCUGCAUUGUCCUGGCACUUCACCGGUUAAACAUCUGAUUAAGCCUGGGGACAUUCUGUUUUGAUAUGUUCUGUUUAGCAAAGUCUGAUACAUGGACAAAAUAAUGUGUCAUAUUUUCAAAUGUGUCACUCUUCUGUGAUUUUUUUUGUACCGUAAGUCUGAACUUUAAGAAUGGGUUUGUGAUAAUGUUAACUAAUCACCUACUUAUAAUAAACUGUUUAUUAGUUAACUAAUGCUCCAUCCAUUAAGAAUGGACUUCUUCCAUAUGUUAUUAUAAAAGAAAAUUAUAUUAAAUAGAUUGGUAAAAUGAUUUUAAAUAUUAAUAUGGCACAUAAAACUACCUUCUGUAAAAAGAAAAAGUAAUUUUUUUUCAUAAAAAUCAUCAGUUGCAAGCACUUAUUUAGUUACUAGCUUUUUUUCUCUAUUAGUUGAGUUACUUUUAUCACAUGCACUAAAAUAAAAAAACACAAUAGCAUCCAGGCGCUGAUUGGAUUGCAUUUUUCAUAGCUUACUUUUAAUGAUAAAGAAAAAGUACAUAUAGUCAGGUUCAGCUCAUAAGGGGUCUCCGUAGGUCAAUGGGACCCCAGAGGUACUUUUAAGAGGGCAUCAUUUUAGACAUUAAGGGACAGGAGAUUCAGCUGCAAAUAUUCCCCAAAAAUAAGUAUGCAUGUGUGUAUACCUCUAUGAAUUAGUGAGUGUUUGUGUGUGUGCCUGUAUUUGUGUGUCUUUGCAUUUUAUAUAUGUGUGUAGAUAAUUCUGUAUGUUUACAUGUGAAGUGUAGAUUGUUUAUGUGUGAAAAGUUAGGGUGAGGGUAUGUGAGGUGGUAUUUGGUGUGUAUGUACAAAAGUGGGAGCAGCAAAAUGUCUUGUGCCAGCCCUGUAUGUAAAACUAUGAAACCUUACAGAGAUAGCAACCUUGUAAGGUUUUUCAGGAGUAGGAAUAAGGGUUUUUGGUUUAACCCCUUAAGGACCAAACUUCUGGAAUAAAAGGGAAUCAUGACAUGUCACACAUUUCAUGUGUCCUUAAGUGGUUAAAUAUAAUUGUCUUUUUAUUCUAGAAAGGUUUCUACUUUCUAUUUCCAAUAAAACAUACAAACAUUGCGUAUUAGCCAAUUACUUUUAUGACAUUACUUUUAGAAUAACUAAAUACCAG